Messenger RNA from Hyalella azteca, 1223 nucleotides. RefSeq lists its product as uncharacterized. Lineage: Eukaryota; Metazoa; Arthropoda; Malacostraca; Amphipoda; Hyalellidae. The transcript has 6 exons. The record is from RefSeq and is a predicted model, not a curated record. Bases 3 to 932 code for a protein of 309 amino acids.
GUAUGCAUGCUGGAAUGCCCCGCGCUAGCGAAUCUCCGGAAACGUUUGUCCUACAAACAAACCUACAAACCAACUUAUUCUCAACCUGCGCUGCGGAGGCGAACUCUGUGCCAGGAAGCCUUUACUCCAUCGAGCUGGGCACCUCAGAGUUCGUACAGCUGACAAGCUCGAGCACUCAAAACAUCACGUGGGUUGUCAAGAGCGGCGUCAAGUCUACCAUUGAUUGCGCCCAGGCUACUUUGGACGCAGGCAAACUCAUGUUCAAGUACAGCGGCAGCACCUGCAAGGUGGCCACGAAGGGGGUCUACGACCCAAGCAAGCCCUCGUGUGCAGGAGAGACGGUCUACGUUCUAAGCAAUACUACGACAGCGUGCUUCACCUCCCUGGGCGCGUUCUUGAACGGUGAAACGAUAACAACCGACGGCAAUUGCACCUCAAGCUGUGCUGCAGGCAGUGUAGUGGGCGGAGGUGGGACUGUGCUAACAAAUCUUCAGGAGGAAACGCUACAGUGCUGCACAAACACCAAGAACCCCUGCGUUCACUUUUGCGUCAGGCCAAUCUGCACCGGCGCUGCGUGCGGCACCCACUUCAGAAAAGAGUACUUCUGUGAUGCGGUGACCGUUUGCGCUUACCAUGGACUGCUCCUGGCCGAGGUUGACACACCCGCGAAGCUCAGCGACAUACUGGAUAUCAUCAGUCAAGGGGAUUCAGCUGUGUUGCAAUUUUGGGUGAACGUACGAAAAAGCAACGGAGCUUGGGUCCACGUUCCUAGCAACACGCCUGUUACCGCGGGUGAAUGGGCAACCCCUCCUGUAGACGGCGAAUGCGCGUACGUGGAUCGAAAUGCAAACAAUCAGCUCAAAACCGCGCCAUGCAACGGAGAAAAACGUGUCUUUCCUUGCGUUCCCACUAAUUCUCUGCCAGUUUGUUAGUCAACUUCUGACUAUAGAUUUGUGUCACGGAAGUAUUAUGGAAUUUCCGCAGACGGAGCAAUAAAAAGCAUUAAUGAGAACGUUUAAUCUUUGAAUAUUUACAUGUAUUUGUUGUCAAUCUACUCAUUAGAUCUUAGGAUUCGAUAAGACAUCCUUCGUCCUCUUAAAAAUUCGUCUUUUCGUCAUUCGACAGAAUGGCGAAUCAAGCAAAGUGAAAUAGUAGAUUAAUAGCGAUGAACAGGGACAAAAUUAUUUUAAUUAUCAGUGAAUGUAGGUAAACAAGGACACAGA